UCCAGUUGCUCUUUGAGCACCAUCUCCAAGAUGCAGCAGCAUCCCUCGCACUGUAAAUGGAUCCUUAUUUAGGACAUGGACUAACUCAGCAUGCCACGUUCUGCUGUUAAAUAAUACAACGCCUAAAAAUCAUAGCGGCUCAAGAUCAACAAGCUGCCAUUGGCAUUUCUGCUGUCAAUAAUUAACAAGACUAGGGCAUGGAUUGACAGAAUGGAUUGUGCUGGACAGAGGGCACUCUCCAGGUAUCCGGAGACCAAUGGAGUCUAGAGAGGGCUGGAAUCUUAUUGUUUAAGGACGCAAACACCUCACAGAUCCUCCUACAUCAUCUUGGACCACCUUGAAGCAAUCAACAUGACAGUUUUCUUUGUCUGAAGAGUAUUGUUCACCUGGUAAACUGUGACAGCAGUUGCACCAUGGGCCUAGAGAAUGAGUUGCCCAACACGACAGCCUUCUGGUUCCCUUCGCUGUCUCAGUUUGACAGCUUCUCCCCAGAGACUCCUGCCACCAAUGCCUCUGUCAACAACACAAGCCACCACUAUGACUUGACUAGCAAUGCUAUCCUCACUUUCAUCUACUUUGUGGUGUGCAUCGUGGGCCUGUGUGGCAACACUCUGGUCAUCUAUGUCAUUCUCCGUUAUGCCAAGAUGAAGACUAUUACCAACAUCUACAUACUUAACUUGGCAAUAGCUGAUGAACUAUUUAUGUUGGGGUUGCCUUUCCUGGCUAUGCAGGUGGCUCUCGUUCACUGGCCCUUUGGGAAAGCCAUCUGCCGGAUCGUCAUGACAGUGGAUGGGAUCAAUCAGUUCACCAGCAUCUUCUGCCUCACAGUUAUGAGUAUUGAUAGGUACCUUGCUGUAGUACAUCCCAUAAAAUCUGCCAAGUGGAGGCAGCCAAGAACAGCAAAGAUGGUCAAUGUAGCUGUCUGGGGCAUCUCCCUUUUAGUCAUUCUGCCCAUCAUGAUAUAUGCAGGAGUGAGCUAUAACCAUGGGCGCAGUAGUUGUACCAUGAUCUGGCCAGAUGACUCUGUCGCUUGGUAUGCUGCCUUCAUCAUCUAUACCUUUAUUCUGGGCUUCUUGGUACCCCUCACUAUCAUCUGCCUUUGUUACCUGUUUAUCGUCAUCAAGGUCAAAUCCUCUGGCAUCAGGGUGGGCUCUUCCAAGAGAAAAAAAUCAGAGAAGAAGGUCACCAGGAUGGUCUCCAUUGUUGUUGCUGUUUUCAUCUUUAGCUGGCUGCCCUUCUAUCUAUUUAAUGUCUCGUCAGUCUCUGUUAUGAUUGAGCCGACACCUGUCCUCAAGGGCAUGUUUGAUUUUGUAGUGGUCCUCACCUAUGCCAAUAGCUGUGCCAACCCCAUCCUUUAUGCCUUCUUGUCUGACAACUUCAAGAAGAGCUUUCAAAAUGUCCUCUGCCUUGUGAAAGUCAGUGGCAUGGACGAAACUGACAGGAGUGAUAGCAAGCAGGAUAAGUCUAGGCUAAAUGAGGCCACAGAAACCCAGAGGACAUUGCUCAACGGAGACCUUCAGACAAGCAUCUGAAAGAUCUCUGCAGUUGUCCACUCAUCUCCUUCAUGCUUCUUCACAGAAGGCAGUAGUCCAUAGCAAAUCAGGUCAACAGCCUUUGUUCCUUCUUUCAAGGGAAUGGUACAUGCAUAUGAAGGAUUGGUUCAGGGAACAGACUUGCUUCUCAGCCAAAAACAGGCUGGUUUUAAGGGUAUUAAUCAAAAGGAGAAGUACGAUGUGAUGGUAAUCGACUAGAAAUACAUAUAAGUGUGCACGUGCACUUGUAUAUGCGUGUUUGAAUACGUUGGGUGAUCAAGCACUGGCAGUAUCCCUGUGCUAAAUCCAUUUGAGUUAAUCUGAACUUUAAAAAAAUCCUUCACAGGUCAGAUAUUCUACACAGGGCUAGAAUUUCAAAAGCUCUAUCUCCAAUAUGUGACUUAAAUUAUUAAAAGAAGAAGAAUGUGUAGCUGACACAUAAACACUAGAAUAAGAACUAGAUUUGAUCCAAAUGAUAAGUAUGGCACAAGUUCACAUUCUGAAAAGUUUUUUUUAAAAUCAAGCUAGGAUAAUUGGAACCAUCACCACCCCUUCCAAAUUACAGGUGCUUUGAAAGUUUAGCUCUAUGUGCUCUUUGAAUGGACAAAAUAUUAAAUUCAUGCAUCUUAUAUCAAAUUAAAAAAUGCAAACGGUCAUGGGAUGUUUGGAGGGAGGGAGGGAGGGAUGCAUGAUAACUGUGUUCUCUUGUUCUUGUUUAUGGGCUAGCUAAAGAAAUGGGCCUUCAGAGACAGGAUCAGGAAUCUUCGUGGCUUAAAUUAAAUAUAGAAAGUAUAUUGCAUGCUGAUAGGGGGACUAAGAGAAUUGUCUCUAGUUGUAAUGAGAUUCCCUUACUAUGAUUUUACAGAGAUGACAUUUUGUCCUACCUCCAUCUCUUUGCCUCCAGUGUAAUAGUUUUCCCAGUGAAAGAUCUUUUAUGGACAGGACAGAUGUCAUCUGAGUCUCAGAGCCAACCUCUAGUAUCUGUCAAGUGAAUCCAAAAGCCACAAUAUUGCAACCAAAACAUCACAAAGCUACAAGCUUUUGAAUUCCCCAGAACUCUGCAUCAGUCUGGAUCUUGCUCACAGUGAAGUUUUGGUUAUUUUUAAUAAAGGUAUGACUGCAUUGUGGCUUUUGGAUUUUUUCUUAAUGCGCCAACAUGAAUUGCCAAUUUUUGCCAAAUGAGUCAGUGUGGCCAAUCCUGGAUGGGGUCCAAAUUUAUCUUUCCUUCUUUCUGUUGUGACCCAGCCCUGAUCUACUGGCAGGAUGAAAAAAGCCAUGAUAGCAUUUAUUUGUCUGUCAUCCCUUGUCUUUGUACCAGGAUCCGAGAAGCAUGAGAACAUAUACAUGUUCACUACUUGUUGGUCUUGCAUGUGUGAAAUAGCCAUCACAGAUCAAAUAGCAGAGGCGGAGCUUUAAUAUUGCUUCUGGUUACCACCUUUUCUUUAACCAGGAGCCAGUAUAAAAAAAAGGGGGAAAAAGAAUCUGGCCUGGGCAUUAAGGGUUGUAUUCAACUAAUUUUUACUCAGAAUAGACCCUUUGAAAUUAAUAGGCCUAACUUAGUCAUGGCCAUUAGUUUCAAUGCGUCUAUUCUAGGGAUGGGAUCCUCUCCUUUUUUAUGUUUCAUUUUUAAGUGUGCCCCCGGUGGCCGUUAAUGAUUUGACUCCUUUUUCUUCCAAUAUCUUUUUAUUUUUCCGAGAUCCUAUAUAUAUAUAUAUAUAUAUAUAUAUAUAUAUAUAUAUA
Rhineura floridana is the source of this 3272-nucleotide messenger RNA. RefSeq names its product somatostatin receptor 2 (gene SSTR2). Gene Ontology annotation, cellular component: membrane; neuron projection. NCBI's taxonomy places the organism in Eukaryota, Metazoa, Chordata, Lepidosauria, Squamata, Rhineuridae. The coding region runs from base 414 to 1532 and encodes 372 amino acids. Gene Ontology annotation, biological process: cellular response to glucocorticoid stimulus; cellular response to estradiol stimulus; neuropeptide signaling pathway. The record is from RefSeq and is a predicted model, not a curated record. Gene Ontology annotation, molecular function: neuropeptide binding; somatostatin receptor activity. The transcript has 2 exons.